This is a messenger RNA of Staurois parvus, 253 nucleotides long. The record is from the annotation of a GenBank genome assembly. Lineage: Eukaryota; Metazoa; Chordata; Amphibia; Anura; Ranidae.
CUAUUCCUCCCCCCACUGACACCAACGAUGGGGCACUACUAUUCCUCCCCCCCACUGACACCAACGAUGGGGCACUAUUCCUCCCCCCACUGACACCAACGAUGGGGCACUAUUCCUCCCCCCACUGACACCAAGAAUGGGGCACUAUUCCUCCCCCCACCGACACCAACGAUGGGACACUAUUUCCCCCCCCCCCACUGACACCAACGAUGGGGCACUAUUCCCCCCCCUGACCCCAACCAACGAUGGAGCA